AGGUCACGUGGAACAGGGUGAAGCAGCGCCCAUUGCCAGUACCGGCGGCGGCGGCCGCGACGGCGCCGGAAGCGGAAGCACAAGAGCAUCCGGUACUAAGAGCAUGGCGUCCGUGGUGCUGAGCGAGGCCGAGAAACUCUACAUCGUGCAUGGCGUCCAGGAGGACCUUCGUGUAGAUGGUCGUGGCUGUGAAGACUACAGAUGUGCAGAAGUAGAAACAGAUGUUGUAUCAAACACAAGUGGAUCUGCAAGAGUAAAGCUGGGACACACUGAUAUCUUGGUUGGUGUAAAAGCUGAAAUGGGGACGCCAAAGUUGGAGAAGCCGGAUGAAGGUUACCUGGAAUUCUUUGUUGACUGUUCUGCAAACGCUACUCCUGAAUUUGAAGGCCGUGGAGGAGAAGAGCUUGGCUCAGAGAUAGCAAGUACACUCUACAGUGUGUUUAGCAGCGGGAGCACUAUAGACUUGAAAUCACUUUGUAUUAAUCCCAGAGAGCACUGCUGGGUUCUCUAUGUUGAUGUAUUGUUACUGGAAUGUGGAGGGAACCUCUUUGAUGCAAUUUCUCUUGCAGUGAAGGCAGCUCUGUUUAAUACAAGAAUCCCCAAAGUGUGUGUCCUGGAGGAUGAAGAAGGCUCUAAAGAGAUUGAGUUGUCUGAUGACCCUUAUGAUUGUAUUCGACUUAACGUGGAUAACGUGCCCUGCAUUGUCACGUUAAGUAAAAUUGGAUAUAGGCAUGUGGUGGAUGCUACCCUUCAGGAAGAAGCCUGUUGUUUGGCCAGCCUUCUUAUUUCUGUGACCAGUAACGGCGCCUUCACUUCUAUGAAGAAAGUGGGAAAAGGUAGCCUUGAUCCUGAGAGUAUCUUUGAAAUGAUGGAGACGGGGAAAAGAGUAGGCAAAUCAUUGCACAUAGCCCUUCAGAAGAUUUUGGAUGAAGAAGAGAGUUUGGGGACCUCACGGCAGAAAGUUGGAUUUCUAGGAUGAGUUUUUAUUAAAUGCUAAAAACUGUUUUUAAUUGUUUGUGCAAUCUUGUGAAUUUGUAUAUAGAAAAAGAAUAUUUUUUUGUUCCAGUACCUUUAUCCUUCUGGCUAAGAGGCUUUAAAAAUGUUACUAAGCUUAAAGAAAGCUACUGUUAAAUGUGAAUAGGCAAAUCUGAGAUCUUUUCCAUAUGGAUAACUGUCCACACCUAGGAAACACACCAGCAGGAAUUGAUGCAGUUGCCUGAGAAGUGCUUGAGUCUGUUUCCAAGAGCGACUGGUGUAAGUUCUGCUUGAUUCUGUUUGCCUGUGUUCCACUUCUGCAGACCAGCUGCUGUGUUCUGGAGCAUGUGUGGGAAUAGCUUUGGUACAGCACAAGCCAGGUUUUGGGCCUCUUGGAAUUUUUAUUUUUGCUCACCAGCCAAAUGAGAAGUUUGUGGAGAUCUGUCUUCAAAUUGUCUUUAUUUUCUUUGAAUAAAAUGUGGUUAGUUUUUACUAUAAAUACAACAUGGUCCAAUGUUUCUAAUUCAUAUUUUAAACCAAGAUGUCUUUGCUUACUAGAGCUCUGCCUAUCCCUUUUGCUAACAGGUAUAAUGGUAAACUAGCCAAAACCUCUCACAGUGCCUAAGGAGAAGGGGCAUGGCUAAGGUAGAAGGGAAAAUAAGUUAAUUUUUUAGGAAUUUAUUAAUUCAGCUAGAAAAACAGUGGCUUUCAGUAAUGAUUCUUCACAGGGAAAGACAGAAGAUGGCAGAUAAGGUAUGCUAUCAAGGUGUAUUGCUGGAUCUUCAAAGCUGUGGAUUCCCUCCACACAUCUGUUGGCUGGCCCAGCAAAGAGUAAGACCUGUUUAUUUGUCAGGAUAGGAAGAGACAACAGGUGGAAGAAGUCAAAGGAAAAAGUUGAUUUUCAAGAAGUUGAUACUUCAGCUGCAAGUGUUAAAAGGAUCAUUUUGGCAAAUGUUACUACGGUAAUCUAGGAAUCAUUUAUCUCUUAUUCAAGCAGCGUUUGCUGAACUUCCUGUUUUAGUUUCCUAAUACCAGAUUAAGAACAUUGUCUGGAAUGUGUUUGUUGGGGAGAAGGGAAAGGUUAUUGCUGAAGGUGAGCUGUAGGUAUAGGACAAAACCUAUUACAGCUCAAAUUAAUAAUCAUGAUCACAUGAAAAUAUAUGGUGUACUUAAGAUCCCCAAAUCUUUUCAGCCCCUUUUGUAGAGCUCACUUGCAUAAUUAUUCAAGGUGACUGCGAUACUACUGUGUAUUUGGGAUAUGUGUAGCCAUUACCAUAACAAGCAGGCAGGUUAAAAAAAAAAAAAGAACAAAAAAUAAAUUAUCCCACAGAAUUUGCUCAAGAAGUCUAUUUUGAAGAGGUGGGAUUUCUUCAGUAGCUUGAGUAAUGUGUUAAGUAUAUUGUGAUAGUACUAUGUAGUAAUACAGACAAUGAUGAUAUAUAUGACCUUUAAUCACUCCAGUAGAGUUAUUUUGUGUGAAGCAUAAAAUAACCUGACAUCAGCUUUAGAGCAGCUGCGAUCCAUUCCUUGCCACACAAAGCUACUUGUAUAGAUGUAGAAAGAAAGAAAGAAACUGAAGAGAGAAAACCCACUUUAAACUUAACCACAAGCAGGUUUUGUUUGGUCAUGCAUUGUUUAAUGUUUCAGAAAAUGGUUAAUCUGAAUGAAAGCUGCAAGUCUUAAACCACAGCCAUUCUCUGAAUAGCUCUUGCCUGUUUUAUUACAGAUUUGUGGUUGGAUACUGAAAAACUGCCCAGAGUUACUUCCAGGGUGAAAUUUUUUUACAUAGUAAUAUCAGUGUAUUGCUACAUAGCCUUCCAGCUGAAGGAUCUCCAAACAUUUUGCAAGUUGCAUCAUUCAAGAUACUUCUUGUCCCCUCUCCAGAUCCUUUCAAUUUAAAAUUAAUCGUUAUGAGAGAUGGGGUCAAGUUGGAAGAAACCUCACUGUGUUUCAAGCUUGUUAACUGACACCUCUAUGGAGAUAAAUAUAUUUCCAUUCUCUGUCGUCUUCCUACUAAGGAUGCCAAAUGUUUAGCCCACCUGAGACCUCGGCUAUGUGCUCAAGAUGCCUAAAAAGCAAACUCUUGCUACCAGAGUAUCUGUCUGCUGUCAGCAGAGAAACCAGUGGAGCAGCUG
Messenger RNA from Cuculus canorus (common cuckoo), 3110 nucleotides. It is a transcript of the gene EXOSC7, whose product is annotated as exosome component 7. Gene Ontology annotation, biological process: nuclear mRNA surveillance; U5 snRNA 3'-end processing; U4 snRNA 3'-end processing. The coding region runs from base 104 to 979 and encodes 291 amino acids. The record is from RefSeq and is a predicted model, not a curated record. The transcript is spliced from 8 exons. Lineage: Eukaryota; Metazoa; Chordata; Aves; Cuculiformes; Cuculidae. Gene Ontology annotation, cellular component: cytoplasmic exosome (RNase complex); nuclear exosome (RNase complex).